AUGCGCCUCCGCCUCGGCGCCCACUUCAACCGCCACCCCGCCCUCCACGGCCGCAUCCACGCCAGCUUCUCAUUCGGGCAGCGACCACGCCCUGCAUUCGGCGGUGGGAGGGGCACCAUGGGAGGAGGAGGUAUCUACCAACAUCUGCAUAAUACCCCUGCGCAAGGACAUAGUAUUAAUGCGUGGAUGAACCACGCUUCUGCGCAUGGGGCGCCGGGGUCGAAUCUGGGGCGUGGGAGUGUGGGGGGAUUUGGAGGGAGAAGGUCUAUGGGUGGGUUUGGGGGAUAUGGAGGGAUGGGAGGGAUGGGGAUGGGUGGGUAUGGAGGCUAUGGAGGGAUGGGAGGAAUGAGCCAGUUUGGGGGCAUGGGUGGUUAUGGAGGCUAUGGAGGGAUGGGAGGGAUGAGUCAGCUGGGAGGGAUGGGGAUGGGUGGCUAUGGAGGUUAUGGAGGAAUGGGUGGGAUGAGUCAGUUUGGAGGGUAUGGAGGGUAUGGAGGAAUGGGAGGGUACAGCCGGUACGGAGGAGGACUCGGAGGGCUCGGUGGCUUUGGCGGAGGGAUGGGCAUGGGCUACGGAGGUUAUGGUGCAGGAGUCAAUGGGCGAGUGGGUUAUCGAACUUUGUAG
Molecule: messenger RNA, 621 nt
Organism: Cadophora gregata
Lineage: Eukaryota; Fungi; Ascomycota; Leotiomycetes; Helotiales; Ploettnerulaceae
Exons: 1
Coding region: 1-621 (206 amino acids)
Source: RefSeq, a predicted model, not a curated record